This is a messenger RNA of Cylicocyclus nassatus, 725 nucleotides long. Lineage: Eukaryota; Metazoa; Nematoda; Chromadorea; Rhabditida; Strongylidae. The record is from the annotation of a GenBank genome assembly.
GUCUUUCUCUCUCGACAGAGUGUCGUCGAUGCAGAUGAGGAACAUCACAAGGCCUUUACGUGAAGCGUCCACUCGUAUGUCGCCUUCAAUGCUCUGCUCGGUAACACAGCACUCACCAACUGCAGACACUCGUUGCGCUUCUGAUAGAACAGUUUGCACUGCCUUGCCCAUUAUAAGUCAAAAGACAAGAUGUGCUUCGGAAAGCGAGCCUUCAUCGUCACUCGAAAGAAGGGCGUGUCGCAUUUGCCAGUCAGAAAGUGGUGAAAUGGUGCGACCUUGUGCUUGUGCUGGAACGAUGGGUGACAUACAUGAGAGGUGUCUUUCUCGGUGGGUGGCUAUGUCCAACAAAGACCAGUGUGAAAUUUGCCAAGAAAAAUAUGCCCGAAGUGGUCGUACGUUGAAAGCAUUGAAGGAAUGGGAAAGACCUCGUAUUGGAUCCGAAGAAAUUCUCUCUAUAGUACUAAUAGUGGCGUUAACAUAUUCUGUGAUCUACUUGAUAAGCCUAUGCGAUGAAAGAUUAUUCUUAGAAAGGAUGAGUACUUUACCAGUACGAUCGGACGACAUCGGCCGUAUUUUUGUGAUGGUGGUGCUUGCCUCUACUCUACUCGCAUCCGUGUUCGGCAUUUUUCGACAAAUGAAAAAGUAUGUUUUCAAGCAAAUGGAGAUAAAAUUCAUCAACAAAUCAUCCGUAACAUCAAACAAGUCAACUUAGUGGAUGCAAAUAA